AUGGCGGCAAAUGAAGCAGGCAUUGAAGGAAGCGUAACAGCAACAGCAACGGAAGAGGUGGUAACAGAGAAGCCGCAGCCGCACAAGCUAGAGAGAAAGUGGACCUUUUGGUUCGAUAACCAAUCCAAACCUAAACAAGGCGCCGCCUGGGGCACUUCUCUCCGCAACGUCUACUCCUUCGAUACCGUCGAAGAAUUCUGGUGUUUGUACGAACAGAUAUUUAAGCCAAGCAAGCUGCCUGGAAAUGCUGAUUUCCAUUUAUUUAAAGCUGGGAUUGAACCCAAAUGGGAAGAUCCAGUCUGUGCUACUGGAGGCAAAUGGUCUGUUACUUCUAGCAGAAAAUCCAAUUUGGAUACCAUGUGGCUUGAAACUAUGAUGGCAUUGAUUGGGGAGCAAUUUGAUGAAGCUGACGAGAUAUGUGGCGUGGUUGCGAGUGUGCGUCAGAGGCAGGAUAAACUUGCUUUGUGGACUAAAACUGCCGCCAAUGAGGCUGCCCAGCGUUUCAAUUCUGUAUGCAUUUCAUCGAAAGGUGUGCGUGGCUUUCUGCCUACAGUGAAGUUAAAAUUUCUUCUGCAUUCUCCGGUUUCACUACCAAGCUUCUGUCUUGUCUGGCUUCCCUUGAUCCAAAGACCAGGAAAGAAACAUGUGGUUAUUUCUCAGAUUUUGCAUGUGAACGGGGAUCUUGUGUAUCUUGGUGGUGAGUUCUCUGUCUCCCCAAAUGCUUCAUAUUUACGAGUUACUGCUCACCUCAAUUACUUGGAAGUUCUGGAGCCUUCACCUUACUCUAUGAGCAUUGGCAGGAAGUGGAAAGAGAUCAUUGACGUCACUGAUAAGAUCACCUACAGCUUCCAUGUAAUCUUUGCUUUGUGGAUGAUUCCAAAAGGGAAAGAAAUGUCAAAAGCAGAUACAAUGUACAAGAUUGAGCUUGUGAAAGUAUUGUAG
Messenger RNA from Dovyalis caffra, 942 nucleotides. The record is from the annotation of a GenBank genome assembly. Lineage: Eukaryota; Viridiplantae; Streptophyta; Magnoliopsida; Malpighiales; Salicaceae.